Molecule: messenger RNA, 1772 nt
Organism: Terrapene triunguis (Three-toed box turtle)
Lineage: Eukaryota; Metazoa; Chordata; Testudines; Emydidae
Product: TBC1 domain family member 22B-like
Exons: 6
Coding region: 207-719 (170 amino acids)
Source: RefSeq, a predicted model, not a curated record
GGCUCAGGAUUGGCCGAGCCGGAGGCCGUGGAGCCAGGAAGCCAAUGGCCGGGCUUUGCCCUCCCGGAUCCAAAAUGGCGGCGCCGGAGCCUGGCAGCGGGGCCUCCGGAGGAAGGAGGUGAAGCGGCCUCGGCCCGCGGCUCCGGGACCUGCCGCCCCUGCUCGUCCCCCCCGGAGCCGGCCGGGGCCCGGCCCCAGCCUCAGCCAUGGCCGCUGAGAGCAGCAAGCAGUUCUGGAAGCGGAGCGCUAAGCUGCCGGGGAGUAUUCAACCUGUCUACGGAGCCCAGCAUCCUCCUCUGGAUCCCCGGCUCACCAAAAACUUCAUUAAGGAACGUUCCAAGGGCAAUACGCUGCCCCUGAAGAAUAAGAAGGCCUCUAGCUUUCACGAGUUUGCACGCAACACCAGUGACGCCUGGGACAUCGGCGAUGAUGAAGACGAAGACUUCUCCUCCUCUUUCCAAACCCUGAACUCUAAAGUGGCCAAGGCCACAGCAGCCCAGGUGCUGGAGAACCACAGCAAGCUGCGCGUGAAACCUGAGCGGGCCCAGUCUGCUCUCAGCGAGAUGCCAACCAACUGCAAGGUCAUCAAGUCCAGCAGCGAGGCCCAGCUGUCCAGAUCACCUGAUGAGCUGAGGAAAUGCAGCUGGCCUGGCGUGCCCAGAGAGGUCCGGCCCGUGACGUGUCGACUCCUGUCGGGCUAUCUCCCUGCGAACAAUUAGCGGAGGAAGCUGACCUUACAGCGCAAGCGGGAGGAAUAAUUUGGCUUCAUCGAGCAGUAUUACGAUUCCAGGAAUGAAGAGCAUCAUCAGGACACCUACCGGCAGAUCCACAUCGACAUUCCCAGGACAAACCCUCUCAUCCCGCUCUUCCAGCAGCCGCUAGUCCAGGAGGUGAGGCGGGACGAGUCUCUCUAGCUUCCCCGCAGUGGGGCAGGCCAAGUCCUGCUGGUGACCAAGGGCUUCUAGCGGGAGAUUCUUCCGUUCCACCCAGAGCAUCAGGCCCAUCUGGCUUUGGUGUGUGCUCCUAGGGGCACCUAUUCUGUGCUGUGAGGGCCCAGUGGAGUUAAUCUAGUCAUCUGGAUUUGGGGAUUUGCCUCCACCCAGGGCCGUCCUCCCUCCUUUCUAACAUGCGCUUUAGGAUCAGCCUCACCUACAUCUGUUUGGAGGGGGAUGUAGGAUGUUAAUGUAGCCACCCCACCGUUCAGACACCAGCACCCCAUGGGAAGGGGGAUCUUGCACAAGGCUGGGUGUUUCCUCUGAGUAGAAUGGGCGGGGGGAGGAGAAACCGUUGGCGUCCCAACCGGGGCCCCUUUGUGCUGAGUGCUGUAAAUGACAGUGCCUGCCCCCAAGAGCCUACCAUGAAAAUAGACAAGACAACCAGGGAAACUGAGGCACAGAGCGGGGAAGUAACUUGCCCAAGGUCACAGCAGGUUAUUGGCAGAGCUGGGAUUAGAACCCCGGUUUCUAAUCCAGUGCUCUAUCCAUGUGACCACAAACACGUUCAUUGUACCUUCAAUUCGGUGUACUGGCUGUUGGAUGGCACAUCCAGUCCCUUUUGCCGUGUGGUUGGUGUGGGCUCUUCUUUCGAAGGAACAAAACCACAAUUGGACUCUGUCGUGCUUUGAAAGAAUCAUAGGCUAACCUGGGCCAAGCCACUGUGAUUCCAGAAUAAGUGUGUGCAGGUGGAGGGUUAUAGCAGUAAUACUGUAUUGGUACAGUUCUGUGGGUAAAUGUCCCUGCGUAGACCAGUCCUAAUGUGUCCUGCAAUUUAUC